UAUAAAUUGCGUAUUGAAUAUUUGAAAAAAUUUCUCAAUAAUGACAUUCGACGAAUACUCUUGUAGGCUCUGCCUUAAGACAGACGAAAAAUGUGAAAUAAUAGGUGAUUUUACCAAAGACAUACUAAAUGUUCUCUCGCCAAGACUGAUAUUAGACGACAGGAAAAAACACCUAAUGUGUACCUCCUGCAGCGAAAAAAUAAAGUUAGCGUCAGAGUUUAAAUCAAUUUGUUUGGCUACCGAUGAUACUAUUUUCCCUUACAUCGAUUGCGAGGAGUUGCAACUAAACCUGCGAGACAUUUAUAUGAAGGAAAGUGGAAGUAAGCAAUCCAUAAAUUUGUUAGUCGAUCAAAAAGUGUGCAGUUUAUGUAUGGAGCUAGUGGGACAUACAUUUAUAGAUAUAUGUGAAGAAGAGGUUGAAACUAUUCACAAAUUCGUUCCCGAAAUGGUACGUAUGACCUUAACAAGCUUGUAA
Molecule: messenger RNA, 475 nt
Organism: Anoplophora glabripennis (Asian longhorned beetle)
Lineage: Eukaryota; Metazoa; Arthropoda; Insecta; Coleoptera; Cerambycidae
Exons: 2
Coding region: 41-475 (144 amino acids)
Cellular component (GO): nucleus
Molecular function (GO): zinc ion binding
Source: RefSeq, a predicted model, not a curated record